Molecule: messenger RNA, 4440 nt
Organism: Gymnodraco acuticeps
Lineage: Eukaryota; Metazoa; Chordata; Actinopteri; Perciformes; Bathydraconidae
Gene: ppp4r3a
Product: SMEK homolog 1, suppressor of mek1 (Dictyostelium)
Exons: 15
Coding region: 935-3418 (827 amino acids)
Biological process (GO): protein dephosphorylation; DNA damage response
Cellular component (GO): nucleoplasm; protein phosphatase 4 complex
Molecular function (GO): protein phosphatase activator activity
Source: RefSeq, a predicted model, not a curated record
CCCCGUACCUACUCUGAAGGGACCCAAGAUGGCUGAUUACUCACGGGGGGGGCAGUUAGCAAUUAUCUGAACAAAAACGUCGGGAAUGAAUGGCAAAUAGCCUUGUAAUGUAAAGCGCAACAUUUCAGUAAUUAUACGACUACAGUUGGUUGGUUUGCAAAUGUUUUGGGACGCAUGAAUACCAGUAAGGGGAGGGUGGUCUCUCCGCGGCCCCGAGCCAGAACAUGGCGGAACACUUGGGGAAGAAAUAGCAGCUAACGCUAGCUAGCUGGCGCAAUAUUCAGACACAAUUAGAAACAUUGAUCCAGGGUAAACACGUAUGCGGUCGACAAGUGUCAAAUAAUGUUAUCGGUGUUCCGUUUUUGUCAUUUUGCUUCAAAUGGUUGUUUAAUAUGUGUAGCGUAGGCUGUUAGCGUACUAGCUAGUUAACUCGUUCGGUUUUCUAGCUAACAGGCUAACGUACACACUGUACUAACAAACAGGCGGAUUGUUUUGGGACCAGAGGUCGUAACGGUGGGGCUUAUUCUACGUUUCCUCUGUGUGGUCGGACUUUCAAAUAUUUAUCAGGGCUUGUUUUUGUGAAUUAACACGUUAGCUAACGCCAAUGUCCUCCGCACUGUAAAUUAGAUUGUCGUUAGCUUGACACAAUGGCUGUUUUUAUAUGGCGCUACAACACUGGUGAUAUAAGUUUGAAGGCAGCUCGUUAAAAUAAUCAGAUAUUGUAGUUUGAAUCGUCGUCUUCCUGGAUAGUAGUAUCAUUCAAAUAGCUGUCAGCCCGGUUGACCCCUGACACUAGUUAAGUUAGUCCUGGAUUGUAGAAGUGAUCGGGUCUAAAAUAAGUGAAUUAAAGUUGUGGCGUUACUAGGUGAAGCAGACACCCUGUAAAGUCAAAGAAGGUCCGGAAGGGGGAAACCGGUCACAACUACCUGCCAAGAUGACGGACACUCGUCGACGAGUCAAAGUCUAUACCCUGAAUGAGGACAGACAGUGGGAUGACCGUGGGACUGGACACGUCUCCUCGGGAUAUGUGGAGCGUUUGAAAGGCACGUCGCUGCUGGUGCGAGCAGAGAGUGAUGGUUCCCUUCUGCUGGAGUCCAAAAUCAAUCCAAACACAGCCUACCAGAAACAACAGGACACAUUGAUAGUAUGGUCAGAGGCGGAGAAUUAUGAUCUGGCACUCAGCUUCCAAGAGAAGGCUGGCUGUGAUGAAAUCUGGGAGAAAAUAUGCCAGGUGCAGGGAAAGGACCCAUCCGUUGACAUCACCCAGGAUGUGGUGGACGAGUCUGAGGAGGAACGCUUCGACGACAUGUCCUCGCCAGGUCUGGAGUUACCUCCAUGUGAACUGAACCGCUUGGAGGACCUGGCCGAGCUGGUGGCAUCCUCACUCCCGUCACCACUGCGGCGCGAGAAACUGGCACUGGCUGUGGAGAACGAGGGCUACAUCCGCAAGCUCCUGGAAAUGUUCCGUGUGUGUGAGGAUUUGGAGAACAGAGAGGGACUGCACCACCUGUACGAAAUCAUAAAAGGCAUCUUCCUGCUCAAUCGUACUGCACUCUUUGAGGUUAUGUUCUCUGAAGAGUGCAUCAUGGACGUUAUUGGUUGUUUGGAGUUUGAUCCAGCGCUCUCGCAGCCACGGCGGCAUCGGGAGUUUCUGACUAAGACAGCCCGCUUUAAGGAGGUGAUCCCCAUCUCUGAUCCUGAACUGCGUCAGAAAAUACACCAGACUUACCGGGUGCAGUACAUUCAGGAUAUGGUUCUGCCAACGCCCUCUGUUUUUGAGGAAAACAUGCUGUCCACCCUGCACUCCUUCAUCUUCUUCAACAAGGUGGAGAUCGUGGGCAUGCUACAGGACGAUGAGAAGUUCCUGACAGACCUCUUUGCACAGCUAACAGACGAGGCUACAGAUGACGAUAAAAGACAUGAACUGGUGAACUUCCUAAAGGAAUUCUGUGCAUUCUCGCAAACGUUACAACCUCAAAACAGAGACGCCUUCUUCAAGACAUUGUCAAACAUGGGCAUUCUACCGGCGCUAGAGGUCAUACUGGGAAUGGAUGAUGUUCAGGUGCGUGGGGCCGCCACAGAUAUUUUCUCUUAUCUGGUGGAGUACAACCCCUCCAUGGUACGAGAGUUCGUCAUGCAGGAGUCUCAGCAGAACGAUGACGACAUCCUGCUGAUCAACCUGAUCAUAGAACACAUGAUCUGUGACACAGACCCAGAGCUGGGUGGAGCGGUGCAGCUGAUGGGUCUGCUGCGGACCCUGGUGGACCCUGAAAACAUGCUGGCUACGGCAAAUAAAACAGAAAAGACAGAGUUCCUGAGCUUCUUCUACAAGCACUGUAUGCACGUCCUCUCCGCUCCCCUGCUGGCCAACACCACAGAGGAAAAGCCAAGCAAAGGUAUAGAAUACCUGCGAGAUGACUUUCAAACAUCCCAGUUGCUGGCCUUGAUUUUGGAGCUGCUGACUUUCUGUGUGGAGCACCACACCUACCACAUAAAGAACUACAUCAUCAACAAGGACAUCCUGAGGAGGGUCCUGGUGCUCACCGCCUCUCAGCACGCCUUCCUGGCCCUCUGUGCUCUGCGCUUCAUGCGGAGGAUCAUUGGUCUGAAGGAUGAGUUCUACAAUCGCUACAUCAUGAGGAACUUCCUCUUCGAGCCCGUCAUCAAGGCUUUCCUCAACAACGGCUCUCGCUACAAUCUCAUGAACUCCGCCAUCAUAGAGAUGUUCGAGUAUGUCCGUGUGGAGGACGUGAAGUCUCUCACAGCUCACAUAGUAGAGAACUACUGGAAAGCUCUGGAGGAUGUCAACUACGUCCAAACGUUCAAAGGCCUGAAGCUGCGCUACGAGCAGCAGAGAGAGAGGCAGGACAACCCCAAACUGGAUAGCAUGCGCUCCAUCCUGAGAAACCACCGCUUCCGCCGCGAUGCACGGACGCUGGAGGAUGAAGAGGAGAUGUGGUUCAACACGGAUGAGGAUGACCUCGAGGACGGUGAAGCAGUGGUCCCUCCCUCUGACAAGAUGAAGAGCGAGGAAGACCUCAUGGAACCUAUAAGCAAGUUCAUGGAGAGGAAAAAAAUGAAAGACUCAGACGAUAAGGAAGUACUGGGGAAGUCGAGCUUAUCGGGCCGGCAGAACCCCAGCUUCAAGCUGUCCUUCUCCGGCUCCACUAAGACCAGCCUCUCCAGCCCCCCCUCCUCCGCCUCGCUGAACCCAGGCUCUCCGGGCUCACCAGGGUCUCCGGGCCCAGGGGCACGGAGCUCCCCCUCCACCACAGCUGUAACCACAAAGGGAGGUUUGGUGGGACUAGUGGACUAUCCUGACGAUGAUGACGACGAGGACGAGGAAGAAGAAGAGGAAGACGUGGAGAGUAAAGAGGACCCUCUGCCACCUUCGAAGAAGUCCAAGCUGAGUUCCUAAAGAAGCUCCGCUGUCUCCGCUCUGCUCGGACAGUUUCAGCGCACAGCCUUGACACGGGAACCAUCAAACUUGUAAACAAAUGGAAUGAGUGAGAGCCACCCCUCACCUUCAGCGGGUGGCCCAAGGAGGGGCAGACUGUGAACGGAAACGAAGCCUCCUCAAGACUAGUCCACUUCAUACAAGUGCCAAUCAGGAAACCAGGAGCGAAAAGGCGUCUGAAACGUGGAGCAGACGUGUGGAAGCUGGGGGAGAAAGGAUCAGCGGAGGGUUUGGUUCAUUCAGCAGCUUGAGGAAAAGACCACAUACAAAAACUCACAUGUACACGCAGACUGAAAUCCCAGAGAGCUCGGACCAUAACCCACUGCUCGCCCCCCACUCAGGGAAGGACACAGCGGCCCAAACGGGUCAGCCAAUUCAGACCCAGAACCCCCCCCCCCCCCCCCCACACGCCUCCUCAGAACCUUCCUCCUUUACUUUCAACUUCCUUUUCUCCUCUGCUCUUUCUUCUCCCUUUCUUUGUCCGUUGCUUUUCGUCCCCUCCUCUUUUUUUAAGUUAGUGUAUAGGACCAGACGGGAGGCGGCACGUGGCAACGAGCUGUCCUUGUUGUCGUUUGAUGAUGUCAUCAGUGUCGUCGUCGUUCCUCAGCGGACGUUCUUUCUCUGAAGAGAAAAAAAGCCAGCAGUUUGUUCAUUACUUUGUUUUUGUUCUCUAUUUGUCUCUCAAUCUUUCUCCUGUUUUUUGUAAAUGACGACAAAAAAGGCCUGCCUUUAAAUGUUCAGGACGUUUUCAGUCACACUUGAACAGGUUUUUAAAGACCUCAGUAGGUGAGCUAGUUUUACCCUUUUUGCCCUUUGAAACUGCAGAUUUUUUGGAGAGUUUGUAAUCCCGUCUUGAUUAAAGAUUGAGUGGAAUUCUAGAUGUGAUGAAUUUUGUCAUAUCUUUUCAUUUAUUUUUCAUUUUACAUGAGUGUACACUUAGUUGUUCAGAAUAUUUGGGACCAUUAAAAUGUUCUUUGCUGUAA